AUGGCUGUUGAAAGAAUUGCUAUUGUUGUUGCCUCGGCUAUGCAUAGUACUGAAAGAGAUUUUAGUAUUGAGAGGGCUACAAAAUUAGGGGCUAAAGUUUUCAUUGGCACAGUCGAUCCUGCAGUUGCGCAGGCAUGGAUGACCAAGAUAGGGAAGGUAUUUGAUGUUAUGAGUUGCUUAGACGAUCGGAAGUUGUGUCUUGCCACUUUCUUAUUAGAGGAGGGUGUAUAUGAUUGGUGGCAGUCGGUACGGAGCACAUAUCUAGACCCUUCUAUCAUUACUUGGACAAAUUUUCAUCGUAUCUUUUACGAUGCCUAUUAUCCUCGGUUCUAUAAAGAUGCAAAGCAAGAGGAAUUUUUGAAGCUAGUACAAGGGCAGAUGACAGUUGCAAAAUAUCAAGUGAAAUUUAGUGAACUUUCAAAGCUAAGUGGUAGAGAACAAACAAUAUUCAGAGCAAGCAGUAGUCAGACAAUGGCAAGUGCUUCUAGCUAUAGACCACUACGGAGGGACAGUAGAGGAUUUCGACUUGGUGUAUCCAGUUCAAGUACUUCCCAGAGAUCAUUUACUCCGAGACAGGGAGAGAGUUCUACUAGUGCCAGAUUUUCUUCUUGCCAAUUAUGUGGAAGAUCUCAUCCUGGCGAGUGUUUAAAGUUCAAGAGAGUUAGUGUUUGUUAUUGCUAUGGCCAAGAAGGACAUCUAAAAAGGAAUUGCCCAGUUAUAUUCUGGAUGGGUGGCAUGGCACAUAGGAUGUUUCCUCAACAGAAUGCUGGUAGUACACGACAGAAUUAG
Molecule: messenger RNA, 789 nt
Organism: Olea europaea var. sylvestris
Lineage: Eukaryota; Viridiplantae; Streptophyta; Magnoliopsida; Lamiales; Oleaceae
Exons: 3
Coding region: 1-789 (262 amino acids)
Source: RefSeq, a predicted model, not a curated record